Messenger RNA from Vombatus ursinus (common wombat), 2862 nucleotides. It is a transcript of the gene TRAFD1, whose product is annotated as TRAF-type zinc finger domain containing 1. The record is from RefSeq and is a predicted model, not a curated record. The coding region runs from base 149 to 2032 and encodes 627 amino acids. NCBI's taxonomy places the organism in Eukaryota, Metazoa, Chordata, Mammalia, Diprotodontia, Vombatidae. The transcript has 12 exons.
GUUGAGUGCGGGGGCUGAGCGGGAGCGCUGUUGCUGUGGCUGCCGCUGCCCCCGCCGCCGCCGUUGCUCCUUUUUGCCGCCGCCGUUGCUGCUUCUUGCCGCCGCCGGGUUCUUUCCUUCCUCCCUCCCAGUCUUUCGAAAGUUGAAGAUGGCUGAAGUGAUAGAACAGGAAACUCAACUGUGUGACAACUGCAAAAGAGAAAUUCCCAUGCCCAACUUUACCAUCCAUGAAAUUCACUGUCGACGAAACAUCGGCAUGUGCCACCUCUGCAAGGAGCCAGUCCCGAAAUCGGAAAUGAAGGCCCACGUGGAGCUGGAGCACAGCCAGGUGACCUGUAAAUGUAACAUGAAGAUGGAAAGACGGCAGUUAACGAACCACGAGGCCCUGGAAUGCCCCUUGAGGCUUGCUGUCUGCCAGCAUUGUGAGUUGGAGCUUGCCUUCCUCAAACUGAAGGACCAUGAAGAUUACUGUGGGGCCCGCACUGAGCUCUGUGGCAAGUGUGGCCGGAAUGUUAUGGUGAAAGACCUCAAGGCUCACCCUGAAGUGUGUGGGAGAGAGGUGGAAGAAAAGAGAGAGGCGAGAACCAGGCCUCCUCAUGGCUAUGAGAGUGAGGAGGACGAGGAUGAGGAUGAUGACGAUGACGAGGAGGAGGAGGAUGGAGCGUGGUUCAUAGCACAGACUGUUCAAAACAUGCUGGGUCCCGAAAACCCCACCAGACCUCUGCAGAGGCUUUCGAGGUCCUUGGAGGAUCCCUUUUUUAGCCGUCUCAUAGCCGACCAGAGGGCAAGAAAUCCAAACCAAGGGGCUGGGCCUGCCAUGCAGCUAGACCAGAAUCGAGCGGAAAAACAGGAGAGGCACAUGGGGAAUAAAAGCCAGCUGUCCCCCCCAGUGUCUGGUGAGGAAGAUGCCCAUUUGGACUACAUGCUGGCCCUGAGCCUGCAGAGCGAGAGCGGUACCCCCAGCAGCACAGCCGCCCACCUCGAGGACUUCUGGAGAGCCGUGUGUUCUGAAGACCUCGGCCCAGCUGCGUGUCUGGGCCAGGCCCAGGACACUGACCUGCUCUACGCUGAGCCUUUCCUAGCCACGGAGGGUCCAAAGGAGUCAAAGAGUGAUGAGACCAUGCUGCCUUGUGAGUUUUGUGAGGAGCUUUAUCCUGAGGAAGACCUGAUUCUUCAUCAGACGGGCUGUAACCCUGCAAGUGCCCUGGCUUCCUUCAGUAAGAGAAGCUCUCCCCCACGCCUGUCCCAGGACCAAGGGGACCGCGAGGACCGUGAGGACCCGCUUCAGAGGUUCCUGGACCUGCCAGCCACACGGGCUGUCAGCAGCAGGUUCCGCUCCCUGUUGGGUCUGCCAGCUGCGCCCUCCAGGGAGAGCGUCAUUAUUCCCUGUGAAUUCUGUGGCAUUCAGUUAGAAGAGGAAGUCCUUUUCCACCACCAGGACCAGUGUGACCUCCGCCCGGGCACUGGCGUCCCCGUAGAAUGGCUGCUUCCCGACUGUGAACCACUUCCCAAACAAGACAAGUUGCGGCUGGAGAAGCCCCCGCAGGCGCCCAGGCGGCGGAUCAGACACCAAGGAGACUUGUCUUCUUGCUAUAUGGACGACAUACGGCAGGAAGCAGCCGGCAAACCAAAGUACCCCCUGCCCCCCAGCAGGUCCACGAGCAGCAUAGGGCUUACCCGAAACAGACUGCCUAAAGCUGCAUUGGACCCUCGGCCCGGGGUGCUGUCCAGCCCUCCCCGCGUGCUGAAGGCCAGCAACUUGGAUAGCUUGGAGACAAGAGGCCAGAGUCGCAGGAAUCACAGCCCCGCCAUGGGGCCCAUCCCCGCCAUUCGGCCUACUCGAAGUUUAUACCCUGAGAAUUAUGUGCCCAGUUUCUCCCGGGUACCUCCAGUGAGACAUGGAUCAAGUGUAAAGAAUGAGGUUGGAAGGAACUCACGGAUUACCCCUGCUGCCGCCAACUUCCGAAACAGGACCACUAAGACAAAAUCUCCUAAACCAGCGGCUGGUGAUGCUGAGGAAGAGGAGGAAUAGCCUCAGGGCUGGAGAUGUUAGCUUGGUUUGACCCUUCUAUGCACAGCAGCGCCUGCCCUGGUGCAAGAUGCUGGCUCUCUGAUUGUUCCAACAGAGAACCUCGUAUGGAUUUUAAUUUUUCUAGGCAGCCUUCAUUUUCUAACUUUUUACACUGGGAAGCGGUCAGAGUGGGGAGGAUCGUUCAGAGCCCAGGGAGGCCGGCCUAGUCAGACUUCCAUGUCUGCCUGUGGGCUGGGGCCUUGUCGAGGUCGAGAAGCCCCUCGGUGAAAGGCUUCCCUGUCCCACGAGGCCCCGUCUCCUUGCAGUGUUGUGGGGGUGGAGGGUGGGUAGUGGCCCUGGCCAGUCAUCUCCUUCCUGCCUUCUGUGCUGUCUGUGAAGUCAUUCUCCUGUUGCCUGAGGGGAGCUUGCUCAGUGUUUUUUGGGGCUUUCCUGUAGCCAGCUGACCUAUAUGCUCCUGUUCUCUGUGCUAGCUUUGAAAUUCAUGUCCUGAACAGUAGACUUCCCUUGGGUCAGGGAACUCCAGUGAGGGGGAUGUUGGGUUUUGGCCAAAAGGGGGAACCAACCACCAACCUUGAUGUUUUCACUUCGAGGUGCUGGACCUCGGGGACUGGUGUUAGGCCCACCAGCGCAGCUCCUUCCUGGGACUUGAAGAGCAUUGCCCCAGGGGCGUUCGGGGGUGGCCGUUCAGGAAACCUUGUCAUUGGUUCCCUGAUAGGGCUGCUUGUCUGUGAAAAUAGCCUAUCUCACUGGAGCCGCAGGGUGGACCUGGGCCCCCUGCAGAGUGGUGUUCUCACCCCCCCCCCCCGCCCCCAAGCAGUUCUGCAGGUUGG